AUGGCAAAUUGUGAUCAACAGCCACCGAGCGAGGGCGUCCCUCCACUCUCGGGAUCUGUGUCUCCUGUUGGGAGAAACACCUAUCCGCCUGUGUCCCACGGCCAAGACGAAUCCCAGACAUGGUUGGCUUAUGAUAGGGCAGCGAGUUGCUCACCGGCCUCGGCACCACCCGAACCGGUAGAUUGUCUAGCAGGAGAGACACGGUCCAUGGUUAUCGAAGAUACAUUGCCGAGGCACCGUGGACCAUCCUUGAACAAGUUCCAAACGAUAAUGCAAAUGAAAGAGCGGACACGGGCCAAAGCAGACACUAAAACCAAAAGCCACCUUUCGUUAGAGGGCCCAAUGCGGAGAUCGACCUCUUUGCUAUUCGGCCUAGUGGUCUUUGGGUUUAUGCUUUUGCAGUGGGUCAUCACUCGGUGUUCAACUUCUUGGACGGCAAGCAGGUUUCAUCAGACUCUCAAACCUGGGCAAAUCGCAUAUUAA
This is a messenger RNA of Letharia columbiana, 483 nucleotides long. RefSeq lists its product as uncharacterized. The transcript has a single exon. The record is from RefSeq and is a predicted model, not a curated record. Lineage: Eukaryota; Fungi; Ascomycota; Lecanoromycetes; Lecanorales; Parmeliaceae. Bases 1 to 483 code for a protein of 160 amino acids.